Danio aesculapii is the source of this 767-nucleotide messenger RNA. RefSeq lists its product as uncharacterized. The record is from RefSeq and is a predicted model, not a curated record. NCBI's taxonomy places the organism in Eukaryota, Metazoa, Chordata, Actinopteri, Cypriniformes, Danionidae. Bases 198 to 767 code for a protein of 189 amino acids. The transcript is spliced from 5 exons.
UUCAAACCGCGUUACCGGUAAGAGAAAGUUGAGGAGAACGGGUUGAGCGGAGCCGUUUAAGCGUUUGUUAAAGUAUAAAAUAAUGUGUUUUAGUGCUUCGUCUUGAGCUGUAAGGAUGAACCCCUGAAAUUGACUUGAAGACUGCAGUUUAUAACUGUUACCUGAAGAUUGAUGAGACACGUGACGUUAUCAUAAAGAUGGCGUUUAUUAAAGAGGAGAGUGAAGAUGUGAAGAUUGAAGAAACAUUCACAGUCAAACAUGAAGAUCCCGAAGAACAAGCAGAAAGAUCAUCCAAAACAGUCAGAAUGAGCAAGAGAUCGUUCCUCGUUCCCCAGGGGCUUGAUGUGUGUUUCCUGACAGACUCCAUGUGUCUGGGCAUCGAGGAGUUUUUUCCAAACGCUCACUGCUGGGUUCAUCCCGCCGCCAGUCUUCUCCAAUCCGCUCACACACACGUCAAACCCUUCGUGAAGCUGCUUAGGCCUACAGUGGUGGUCCUCCACAUGGGCACUCAUGACAUCUCCUGCCGAGCGUUAUCGCUGAGUGUCGUCCACCGGGUGAAAGCUCUCACCGCACAGAUCUCUCGAGCUAACCCACAGGUUCUGUUCUUCGUCAUCAGCGCCAUUUUACCACGACUGAGAGACGACUGCUUCACCAAAGCAACAGUCAAACAGACCAACAGAAUGGUUUAUCGCUGGACCAAACAUCCUCUUCCUCAACACCUCCAAAAGUUACCUCAAAUACAGAUGCAUCGACCAAAGCCUGUAUGA